Messenger RNA from Arvicanthis niloticus (Nile rat), 636 nucleotides. NCBI's taxonomy places the organism in Eukaryota, Metazoa, Chordata, Mammalia, Rodentia, Muridae. The record is from RefSeq and is a predicted model, not a curated record.
AUGAUUGCUAUUUGCAUUAAUGGCUUAAACUGCUUCUUUAAGUUUCUUGCCUGGAUUUAUACGGGUUCAGCAAGUAUGUUCUCAGAAGCUAUACACUCACUAUCUGAUACUUGUAACCAGGGUUUGCUAGCACUGGACAUCAGCAAGUCUAUUCAAACACCAGAUUCUUCUCACCCAUAUGGCUUUUCAAAUAUGCACUAUAUUUCUUCAUUGUUUAGUGGUGUUGGUAUUUUCAUGAUGGGUGCAGGACUCUCUUGGUAUCAUGGAGUCAUGGGAUUGCUUCAUCCUCAACCAAUGGAAUCCCUCCUAUGGGCAUGUUGUAUUUUAGCAAGAUCUUGGGUGUCUGAAGGAGCAACACUUCUUGUUGCCAUAAGUGAACUUCGCAGGAGCACUCAGACCAAGGACACGUCAUUUUAUAAGUAUGUCAUGGAAAGACGUGAUCAGAGUACAAAUGUUAUUCUGUUGGGGGACGCUACAGCUGUUUUAGGAGUGAUAAUCGCGGCUACCUGCAUGGGCCUUACCUCCAUAACAGGCAAUCCAUUGUAUGACAGCCUGGGUUCGUUGGGUGUGGGUGUCUUACUAGGUGUGGUCUCGGCAUUCCUCAUCUAUACUAGCACAGAAGCACUCCUAGGAUGA